CGGUGAGUCAGAGGGGUAUAAAAGCCCAUAUCGCCCAUGUGGAUGACACAGUCCGCCUGCUCACUUCAGACCAUCGACGUCAAAGUGUGAGACAAGUUCGACUAGCUUUUUCUUCCCCAAACAGUAUUCUCGCACCAAGGAAUCUUUUACAAAAUGAGGGAGUGCAUUUCAGUCCAUGUCGGCCAGGCCGGAGUCCAGAUCGGCAAUGCAUGCUGGGAGUUGUACUGUCUGGAGCACGGCAUCCAGCCUGACGGUCAGAUGCCCUCAGACAAGACCAUUGGGGGUGGGGACGACUCCUUCAACACUUUCUUCAGCGAGACCGGGGCAGGGAAACACGUCCCCAGGGCCGUCUUUGUCGACCUCGAACCAACUGUAGUUGACGAGGUUCGUACCGGCACCUAUCGCCAGUUGUUCCACCCGGAGCAGCUGAUUACAGGAAAGGAAGAUGCCGCAAACAACUACGCCCGCGGUCACUACACCAUCGGCAAGGAGAUCGUCGACCUCGUCCUUGACCGCAUCAGGAAGUUGGCUGACCAGUGCACUGGACUCCAGGGCUUCCUCAUCUUCCACAGCUUCGGUGGCGGCACUGGCUCCGGCUUCACCUCUCUGUUGAUGGAGAGACUGUCCGUCGACUACGGCAAGAAGUCCAAGCUGGAGUUUGCCGUCUACCCUGCUCCUCAAGUUGCUACCGCUGUCGUUGAGCCCUACAACUCCAUCCUGACCACCCACACCACCCUUGAGCACUCCGACUGUGCCUUCAUGGUCGACAACGAGGCCAUCUACGACAUCUGCAGACGUAACCUUGAUAUUGAACGUCCCACCUACACCAACCUCAACCGUCUGAUUGGUCAGAUCGUCAGCUCCAUCACUGCCUCCCUCCGUUUUGACGGAGCCCUGAACGUGGAUCUGACAGAGUUCCAGACCAACUUGGUGCCCUACCCACGUAUCCACUUCCCUCUUGCUACCUAUGCACCAGUCAUCUCUGCAGAGAAGGCCUACCAUGAGCAACUGUCUGUUGCCGAGGUGACCAAUGCAUGCUUUGAGCCCGCCAACCAACUGGUCAAGUGUGACCCCCGUCACGGCAAGUACAUGGCCUGCUGCAUGUUGUACCGCGGGGACGUCGUCCCCAAGGACGUCAACGCUGCCAUCGCCACCAUCAAGACCAAGAGGACCAUCCAGUUUGUCGACUGGUGUCCCACUGGGUUCAAGGUCGGCAUCAAUUACCAACCACCCACUGUUGUCCCUGGCGGUGACUUGGCCAAGGUCCAGAGAGCUGUCUGCAUGUUGAGCAACACCACUGCCAUCGCCGAGGCCUGGGCUCGUCUUGACCACAAGUUCGAUCUGAUGUACGCCAAGCGUGCCUUCGUCCACUGGUACGUGGGUGAGGGUAUGGAGGAGGGAGAGUUCUCAGAGGCCCGUGAGGACUUGGCUGCCCUGGAGAAGGACUACGAGGAGGUUGGAGUCGACUCUGUUGAGGCCGAAGGAGAAGAGGAAGGGGAGGAAUACUAAGUCAGUCUUAAUCGACACACCUACAGCCCUGACAACCAAAUGUGCAAUCAAAACAUUAUGACAAUUUAAAAUGCAUUCAUGACCAAACAACAUUAAAGCAUUUUGAGAAGAU
Molecule: messenger RNA, 1621 nt
Organism: Haliotis rufescens (red abalone)
Lineage: Eukaryota; Metazoa; Mollusca; Gastropoda; Lepetellida; Haliotidae
Product: tubulin alpha-1A chain-like
Exons: 3
Coding region: 154-1509 (451 amino acids)
Biological process (GO): microtubule cytoskeleton organization; mitotic cell cycle
Cellular component (GO): microtubule; cytoplasm
Molecular function (GO): GTP binding; structural constituent of cytoskeleton
Source: RefSeq, a predicted model, not a curated record